AUGAGUGGUUCUCAGGAGCUCAGUGAAUUCAAGCGUGGUACCGUGAUAGGUUGCCACCUACGCAAUAAGUCCAUCUGUGAAAUUUCUUUGCUACUAAAAAUUCCAUGGUCAACUGUUAGUGGUAUUAUAACAAAGUGGAAGAAACUGGAAACAACAGCAACUCAACCACAAAGUGCACAUGCUGCAAAAGUUGCCAAUGGUCUGCAGAAUCAAUAGCUAAAGACCUCCAAACUUCAUGUGGCCUUCAGAUUAGCACAACAACAGCGCGUAGAGAGCUUCAUG
Staurois parvus is the source of this 282-nucleotide messenger RNA. The record is from the annotation of a GenBank genome assembly. Lineage: Eukaryota; Metazoa; Chordata; Amphibia; Anura; Ranidae.